GACGUCACUGUGCACCGCGCACGGCCCGGGUGCCGACGUGGCGCGAGGAUGGGCGGAAGGGAUGUGUGACUUGCGAGACUGUCAGCAAGGCUGAGCACCAUGUCACAAGAGGAGGCAGUGGGAGGCCCCUCCCCACGCUCGGACCCUCCGCUCUUCGAGACCUCUUCAGACGAGCACCCCCCUGGGGCUGAAGCCGUUACACCCCGACCUCCAUCUGCUCCUCCACCCACUCUGGGCGAACCACAGCAUGAGACAAGAGAGGAGGGUGCUGCAGUUCCAGCCAACCAGGCCCAAGAGGUGUCACAGGACCAAUCACAGGCUGAGGAGGAGUCACAGGACCAAUCACAGGAUGGCACCAAGGUUCAAACGACUGAUUGCAGUGAAUCGGUGAACUUGGAGCCAGAAGCUACUGAAGCGGAGGUGGAGCCCUCAGAACAAUCUACAUCUAAAGGUUGGGGAUGGGGCUCCUGGGGAAAGGCUCUACUGACAUCCGCUACUUCCACAGUGGGUCAUGGCCUUAGCUCUGUGCGGGAGAAGGCGGGUGUGACCCUGCGGGGUCGUCAGACGUCGACAUGCGAGGAUGCCGAGGAGGCAGUGGAGAACUCUGAACCAGACGGCACGUUGUCGCCGGCGACUGAGCCGGUGGACGACCUGGCAGGACGGCCUGGCACCACGGCCCGGGGCAUGCUGUCCUCCAUCACCAGCGCCAUGCAGAACACUGGUAAGUCUGUGUUGACUGGAGGCCUUGAUGCGUUGGAAUUCAUCGGGAAGAAAACGAUGACGGUGUUGGCAGAGAGUGACCCGGGCUUUAAGAAGACCAAAAUACUGAUGGAGAGAACCGUCUCCCUCUCACAGAUGCUGAGGGAAGCUAAGGAGAAGGAGUAUGAAAGACUGAGCAGUCAGGUGGUGACUGAGCCCACGGCCCAUUACAGUGUUCUGUUUGAUGAUUAUCAAGGCCUGUCCCACCUGGAGGCCCUGGAGAUGCUAUCCAAUGAGAGUGAAUGCAGGGUUCAGGCUGCUCUUGCCUCUCUGGAGGAGGAGUGCUUGGAGCUCCUGAAGAAAGAUCUGAUCGAGAUUAAGGAGCUCUUCAUCGCCAGGGAGGAGGAAGAGGAAGGGCAGCCAGGCUCAGGGGAAAACGCUGCUGAUGGGGAAGAGUUUGUCAGUGUACUCACAGAGCUGCUCUUUGAGUUGCAUGUUGCUGCUACACCAGACAAAUUGAACAAGGCUCGCGUGAAGGCCUAUGACUGGACGAGGGAAGCGGAAAAGCCUGUCGCCACGGACGGUGCUACGCAGGCAUCUGAGGAAUCGAGGGAAGAUGGUCCCGCCCCGUGCCCCUCCCUGGGGUCGGAGGGAGGGGGUGGGGAGGAAGGGGUGGAAAGGAAAGCAGCAGAUGACGGCUCCAACAGGAAAUUGCAGAGUGUGUAUCUGUCCUCAGUAGGCAGUCUCGCAGAGGUGACUGCUCGCAGUAUAGAACAGCUACACAAGGUGGCCGAACUGAUUCUGCAUGGACAAGAUGUAGAGAAACCAGCAGUCCAGCAGGCCAAAAUACUCUCCAGGUUGACUUUUGCAAUGUGCAAGGAAGUGGGCUGCUUGGCGCACAGGUUCUCUGACACACUUUUGGCAGUAGGGAGUCAGAAUAAAGCAGAAGAAUUGAAUCCUCUGGUGAACAGCGUGAUGCUUGAGGGCUCUAACAGCACUACCUACAUCCAGAACGCUUUCCAGCUCCUGCUGCCAGUGUUACAGAUCUCCCAUAUCCAGUCCAGCAGGGCCUUAGCUAGCCCCAACAAACAACCAUCCCCUACAGACUGAGCAGUUUGCCAUGUGUGGAUUUGUCUUUGUGUUUGUGUUUGUGUUUGUGUGUGUGUGUGUGUGUGUGUGUGUGUGUAAGUGUCUGUUGGAAAGUGUGCUGUUUUAUUUCAUGAACUCCUGCAAAAAGUGCAAUUUGUACUUGUGUACAGCAAAACACAUGCACAAAUAUUCUUAUGUAAUUCAGAAAAUAAUAUGGGAACUAAUAACUUAUUGAGGAAGCCAUUAGUGUCUAUCCAUGUAACAUACUGUAACUUUAAAUGUGUUCCAUUACUGUAUGAGCAAAUGCAGAUGAAAGUAAGUUAUUAACUAUCCAUAUUACAAUCCACAGACAAACCCUACAACAGAUUUAACACUGUUUCAAAAUGAGAUAACCCAAAAAAUGUCUGAAGUCCUAGUUUGACAGAAAUAAGUUUUAUGCUUAUGCCAAUAUUUUACACUUAAAAAAAUCAUUUUCUUAAUGACUUUUUUUUUUAGAUCUAGAAAUUCUAUUGAUGUCCUUAUUCAUGUUAUCUAGCUGUGAAUAACAGUAGUUAACAUUCCAGUUCUAGACCUACAUGGAAAAUUCUACAAUCUGAAAGGUUAAGACAUCUCAUUGCUUACUUUUAAGGUAUGACUGAAAAAAAAAGUCUUUGAGGUCCAAAACCCCCAGUACUGCCAAUGCAGGCACAGUGAGUCAAUUGCUUCCUAAACCUGGCACGUUCACUAGUGAGAGACGGAAAGACGUCAGUGCACGCUUUACCCUGAUUGAGUAAGAACUUGUACUGUAUAACAGAGAACUACACUGAGGUGUUUCUGGUGGUUGUAAUGUUAAGUUGUAAUUGCGGUUGACACUUGGACUGCCUUGAUUUUCUUUUCAGGCUGGGUGGCCACAGAAAGCAUUUCUGUGUUUUCAGACUAACCAGCAAAGACUGCUGUUCAGUGUUGUAGAGUGUGCUUAAUUGUACUGAUGUUUCAAUUUAAAAAUAACUUUAACUUUGAUCUGUGGCAUUAAUCUGAGAGUAAAUUAACAGAGGGAUCAGUUACUGUUUUAUUUUCUCUGAACAGUCUAAGAAAGACAUAAACCAGUGUAUUGCUGUAUGCUAGCAAUGUAGUUUAGUGUUGCAUUCACAAGGUGCUUUACCAUGGUGGCGUUCCAGCUACAAAGCCCAAGAAGGCAGGUUUGAUCCCAGCUGACGGCCCCUGGGCUUGUGCAUUCUGUAGCUGCCCCAGCUGCUACUCCAUUGCAGUUGCUAUUGACAAGUUAAAUCUAAAUGCAAUUCUUCAAAUCUACAACUCUGAUAUGGUUCUGAAGAUUGUAAGAAGGGAAGGGAAGAUGCAUGCUGUUUGCCACCAAAGUUAUUCAGACAAAUAGUUUGGUAAUAAUCUCUAUAUGACUUAAGACUGAAAAAUAAAUAAAUAACGGCAA
Messenger RNA from Electrophorus electricus (electric eel), 3214 nucleotides. RefSeq names its product protein Noxp20. NCBI's taxonomy places the organism in Eukaryota, Metazoa, Chordata, Actinopteri, Gymnotiformes, Gymnotidae. The record is from RefSeq and is a predicted model, not a curated record.